Molecule: messenger RNA, 1567 nt
Organism: Tribolium madens (black flour beetle)
Lineage: Eukaryota; Metazoa; Arthropoda; Insecta; Coleoptera; Tenebrionidae
Product: venom serine carboxypeptidase
Exons: 1
Coding region: 62-1468 (468 amino acids)
Biological process (GO): proteolysis
Molecular function (GO): serine-type carboxypeptidase activity
Source: RefSeq, a predicted model, not a curated record
UUAAAAUGAACUCAGUUACAUAACCUUCAAUAUUUCAGUUGCAUUUUGUGCCCAGUGAACAAUGAAUUGUGGGACAAUUACCUUGGUUUUAUUAAACUUUUUGCUAAAUUUCUCAUCUGGCGCAUUCCCUAACGUUUAUGUACCCAUAAAGGAAGAACCUAUUGGUGAUAAUCCGGGGUUACCCCUAAUCCUAACCCCACUUAUUGAGCAAGGCAAGAUUCAAGACGCUUUAACCGCAUCUCAGGUUUAUUUCAAUGGCUUCAAAACCAUCAAAAGCUACUCUGGAUACUUAACUGUGAACAAACCUUACAAUUCAAAUCUAUUUUUCUGGUUUUUCCCUUCGCAAACCGACUAUGAGAACUCUCCGGUCGUUCUGUGGCUACAAGGGGGUCCAGGAGCCACCUCUUUAAUUGGAUUAUUUGCCGAAAAUGGGCCUUUUGCCGUGAUGAGACAACAUGGUCUCAAAUUGCGUAAAUAUGCCUGGAUUAAAACACAUUCCGUGAUUUAUAUUGAUAACCCCGCUGGGACUGGGUACAGUUUCACCAACAACGGGUAUAGUCAAAAUGAGACACAAGUGGGGCUUGAUUUGUACAACGCGCUUCAACAGUUUUUCCUUCUGUUUCCUGAGUUGCAAAAGAACGAUUUUUUCGUAGCUGGAGAGUCCUAUGGGGGAAAAUAUACCCCAGCUAUUGCAUAUACUAUUCACAUGAAAAACCCCACAGCCAAGUUGAAGAUUAAUUUGAAGGGGAUUAGUAUUGGAAAUGGAUUGACUGAUCCGGUCCACCAGCUUAAUUACGCCGAUUAUUUGUAUCAGAUUGGUUUGAUUGAUUCAAAUGUUAGGACCACUGUGAAACAGUAUCAAGACCAGGGAAUUAAAUACAUCCAAAGCAAAGAUUGGGUCAAGGCGUUUCAAUUGUUUGAUAAUCUCCUCAACGGCGACUUAAACAAUCACACUUCCCUAUUCAAAAACGUCACAGGUUUCACCAACUAUUUCAACUACUUGUACCCCACAGACCCAAGUAAUGAACUGAUUUACAUGGGACAAUACAUACAGAGGGACGACGUACGGGCCGCGAUUCAUGUGGGCAAUGCAACGUUUCAUGGUGAAAGUCAGGAUGUCGAGAUCAAUCUCAUGACGGAUAUUAUGCAGUCGGUUGCACCCUGGGUGGCAGAAUUGCUUAGUCAUUAUAGAGUUUUGAUUUAUAAUGGACAGUUGGAUAUAAUUGUGGCGUAUCCUCUGACUGUUAAUUAUCUACAAAAUUUGAAUUUCUCUGCUGCUGAUGAAUAUAAAAAAGCUCAAAGGUAUCAGUGGUAUGUUGAUGAAGAUUUGGCUGGAUAUGUUAAGCAAGCAGGGAAUUUGACUGAAGUUCUGGUACGCAAUGCUGGGCAUAUGGUUCCAGCGGAUCAACCCAAGUGGGCGUUUGAUUUGAUUUCAAGAUUUACACGUAAUAAACCUUUUCACUUGUAACUUGUGAUUACUUACUGUCAUAUUUUGAUAAUUUUUAGUAACAUACUCGUAUCUUAUGUUUAUUGUAACUACAUUUUUGAAUAAACAUAAAAAACUGCA